Molecule: messenger RNA, 3022 nt
Organism: Megalobrama amblycephala (Wuchang bream)
Lineage: Eukaryota; Metazoa; Chordata; Actinopteri; Cypriniformes; Xenocyprididae
Gene: pcsk1nl
Product: proprotein convertase subtilisin/kexin type 1 inhibitor, like
Exons: 3
Coding region: 81-1082 (333 amino acids)
Biological process (GO): negative regulation of endopeptidase activity
Molecular function (GO): endopeptidase inhibitor activity
Source: RefSeq, a predicted model, not a curated record
UCUCUCUGUCCAUCUCUGCGCUGGUGUUCAGUGGCAGCGUUUCUCUUCACUGCAGAGGCAGCUACAUUCUCUCCUCCAGGAUGUCGGGCCUACUGACCAGCUCUUUUCUGCUUUUCCUCUCUCUGACGCUGUUCCAGAUCCCCGCACCAGAGGCAAAGCCUCUCUCAGCCAUGCGUGGCGGCGGUCGCAGCUUUGACAGCCAGGCAGGUGGAGUGCGUCUCCGAAGAGACCUGCGUGACUCAGUGCCCUACGAGGCCCAGAUGAUGUCUUAUCCCGCUGCUGACUUCAAGAGUCGGGGCAAUGAUCUGUACUACCAACCAGAGGUCUUGAGGGCUCAAGGUCUUGGACAAGCCCUCCAGCGACUGGUGGAGAACGAUCAGAGGCGGGAACAGGAAGCAGCUUAUCUGGCAUCAAUGCUGCGUCUCCUUAACGAAGCACAGAAUAACAGACAGGGCAAACCAGAGGAAGAUGAGGAGGAUGAGGGUGAUUUCCAGGGACCCUACCCUCCGGACUACGAUGAGACAGAGCAGGCUGUGAGCAUGGCCAAGCCCCAGGGCCUUCUGGAUCCUCAGCUUACUCAGGCUCUACUCAACCGCUACAAGCAGGAGAGACUGAUGCAGGCUGGACUUGCUCCGACAAACAACAGGAUUCCAGAGAGAGAGCAGGACAAAGACCAAGAGAUGCUCAGGUACCUUGUUGAGAAGAUCCUCUCCAGCUUGGCUUCGGGCGGCAAUCAGGGAGGCCCUUCAAACCAGCGUGCUAAACGGGACCUGAGCGCCGUGGCCAGCAUGGAGCGAUCCGCAGGACCCGCCCUAAAACGCUCCCGUCGCUCCCUAGACUCCGCCCCUGCCCCCUCCCCCCAGGUGGAGGCAUCGCUGCUGAGGGUGAAAAGACUCGACGACGACGUCGACGACGACGGCAUCGCAGGUCAGAGCAACAGAACGCCACACGUCGGCCUGCAGAGAAUGAAGCGCAUAGACACUGACCUGCCACCCCCCAAAAAAACCAGCCGCAAGCGCAGAGCCCUGACCUAUGACCCCGCCCUGAUCGCACAGCACAUCCUGCAGUACCUGCCAGCCUAAAGAGUGCAUGUGAAAGUCAGAGGAAACAAGGGAAAUGUGGGGAAGGGAAAAAGAAGGAAGUCAAGACAGACAGAGCGAGCGAGAGUUUCUGAUGGGGACGGCAACAAUUCACUUGCUUUCAGAAACGCCAGCAUUCAUUGUCAUCCGCCUAAGUCUAAUCAGGCCUGCUUGCCAAGGUACUCUGAUAUGAUGUUACUCUGUUUCGAUGUUAUACUAUAAUAAUAAAUUCCACACACAUAACAGCUUAUGGAAUAUGCUUUUGUUUUUUCUUGCCACAUUGUACAGGCAUUUUAAUACCUUGUUGACAUGCUGUUGGUAACCAGACGGUAUCUCACUCAGUUCUUAAAAACAAAACCACAGCUUGACCAGGGUCACGCAAGAGUGCGUUUAGGUGAUGUUUCUCGUGAGUUUCUACUGAGGGCCGUUUACAACUCGGCAACCCGGAAUCCCAGAGCUCCUCCACAGAUUGAAGGAGCGUUUGCUGCUGGUUCUGCUCCUGUCAUGCUCCAUAUAUCCUUAUAUAUCUGAACCUUAUAUAUCAGAGCUUUACUACAGCUGUCAGUGGGAGUGGAGAACCUCUUUGGCCCAUUUCAGAGCUCACAUUGUGCUUUCAGCAUUUCUGCUGUUUAACCGAACUGCAGCUCUAUACGGAAAAUAAAGUCAUUUCUAGGUUGCUGUAUUGAAUAUUUCCUGUAAUAAUGAACAUAAAUUAGUCUAUAAAACAGCUACCCAGAGUAGGCCGUUGAUAAUACACAACCUAAACAUGGAUGUGGAAUCUAAUUUAUACACAAUACCAUUCAAAAGUUUGGGGUUUAUUUUUUGGGUUAAGAAAUUAAUAUGUAUAUUCAGCAAGGAUGCAUUAAAUUGAUCAAAAGUUACAGUAAAGACAUUUAUAAUGUUACAGUAGAUUUGUAUUUCAAAUAAAUGCUGUUUUUAUGAAUUUUCUAUGAAUUUGAAUUUUUGAAUUUUCAACAUUCAUAAUAAUCAGAAAUGUUUCUUGAGUACCAAAUCAGCAUAUUAGAAUGAUUUCUAAAGAACAUGAAAUGUACCACAUUCCACAUUAAUAAAUAUAUCAUGUUGUAUAUUUCACAUGAAAUAUGUUGUGUAAAACUAUAUUAAACCAAAACAUUUUUUAUUUUAAAUAGUAAUAAUAUUUAACAAUAUUAGUUUUUACUGCAUUUUUGUCAAAUAAAUGCAGCCUUGAUGAGAACUCCAAACUUUUGAACAGAAGUGUAAGGAUGAAGACAUUUACAUCCAAAUGGCAAUGAAUCUACACAGAACAGAACCCAAACACCAGUCUAUAGUUAUAAACUGCUUAAUCCAGAAUCCAAAUCCAAAUUAAUUUAUAUUUAUAUUUACAGUACGUGACUUAUGAAAGUUGGAAGUUUGACAUACCUAAAUCUACUACUGUAUGUUCUUUUAGAAAUUAAGUUUUUGUUUGAAACAAAUGAUUGAGAAACAAAAAUCUCUUAAUUAUUUUUAUUGCAGAAGAUAUCUGGUACAGGUUUAAACAGCACAACACAUCAGAUCUGCUGCUUUAUCCAGCAAUAAGCAGCACUACGUGAGUUUAGACUCAGAAAGAGCCCGUCUAAAUGUCAAACAGUGAGUUUCCUGUCCUCUCUUUCUCUGAUUGGCUGUUAAAGUGGUGUGCCAUCUUCGUAAUGUCAUUUGCAUCCUAUCCAAGCUUGAUAAAAUGUUAUUUUGUCCUCCUUGACUUGGCUUUGAAAUACUCUGUCUGAUACUAUCUAAUCACUGUCCCAACUUCCUGCCCUCUGGGUUUGUAAUCUGACUAUUUGUGAAGGAAAUCGUGGCUCUGAGUAUAUAAACGCUUUUCGUGCAGUCAUAAAAUCUUGUACAAAAAUACAUAUCUCUGCACUGCAAGUUUUGUCAAACAACAAAAAUCACUGUACGUGCUAAUAAAAUGUAUGUGAACACCAAAA